Molecule: messenger RNA, 963 nt
Organism: Acanthaster planci (crown-of-thorns starfish)
Lineage: Eukaryota; Metazoa; Echinodermata; Asteroidea; Valvatida; Acanthasteridae
Product: allatostatin-A receptor-like
Biological process (GO): G protein-coupled receptor signaling pathway
Cellular component (GO): membrane
Molecular function (GO): G protein-coupled receptor activity
Source: RefSeq, a predicted model, not a curated record
AUGGCAGAGCCCCUGUUUGCCAUCCACAUCAUCCAGACGAUCAUUGGUGUGAUUGGCCUGACCGGGAACGCCAUAGUGGUCAUCGUUAUCUGCAAGGUGAAGUUCAUGCACACGAAGACCAAUGCUUUCAUUUGCAACCAGGCCGUGGUGGACUUCCUCGGCUCUCUCUUUCUGAUCGUGACAAGUGCCCUGCCAGUCCCCGACCCCCUUCCGGACAAUUCGGGAUACCAAAUUGUCUGCCACCUCUGGCUGUCAGAAUUCUUCCUCUGGGCCUGCUACACCUCCUCCAAUUACAACCUGGUGUCACUCACAUCUGAGCGGUACGUAGCUAUCGUGUAUCCGUUUAAAUACUCCACUCUGUACACCAGGAAGUCCAUCGUGGGCAUGAUGGCUAUCAUCUGGUUUCUUGGACUCCUUCUUGAGGCGUCAUACUCAGUUGCAACAAACAGAUACGAAAAUGGCCAGUGUUUCCGCUCCGCUUCAUUUAGUUCGAAGGCUCUUGGCGUCGUCAUUGUCGUUUUCCAGUUCUCCAUCCCAGCGAUCUUCAUGUUGUUCUCCUACUCGCACAUGGCCGUGGAGCUGAAACGAAGCGCAAAUCGCGUCGGUGCCGUCGCUCCGACCGUGUCGGCCAAUUCGGCACCGGCGAACGGAGAGGGUGAGGCCCGCCCGGAAAACGCCGAGCAAUCACUGCUUCGGGCCCGCCGCAACGUCUUCAGGACCCUCCUGCUCGUGUUCAUCACCUUCCUCGUGUGUUGGACUCCGAUCCAGGUCGUUUUCAUCAUGUUCAACAUUUUCUCAAUACUGGACUACACAGGGGCCACUUACGUCAUCUCUCUCUCUCUGGUAGGCAUCAAUUCAUGCGCGAAUCCCUUCAUUUAUGCCUUCAAGUACAAGCAGUUCCGGCGAGGGUUUCUUUCUUUAAUCGGGAGGCCAAUCCAGGCCGAGGACACGCCGGGGAACUAG